Messenger RNA from Drosophila sulfurigaster albostrigata, 1083 nucleotides. RefSeq lists its product as uncharacterized. The transcript is spliced from 3 exons. The record is from RefSeq and is a predicted model, not a curated record. Lineage: Eukaryota; Metazoa; Arthropoda; Insecta; Diptera; Drosophilidae. The coding region runs from base 115 to 972 and encodes 285 amino acids.
UAGUUAGUUUGUGCUCAUGUUCAGAUCGAAUUAAAAAAAAAAAUCGUAAAAAAAACCCCAAAAAUUUUCGAAAAUUUCAAAAUCAAGUGUUUUACUAAAUUUUCGAUUUAAAAUAUGAAUAUGAAUUAUUUUCAGAUGCCAUAUGAAUCCGAUUAUUCCGAUGAUGGCACCAACAAAAUGGGUGGCAUGGCUCAGACAUUUGGCCAAACCCAACGUCCGUCUUCCAUGCCAAUGAUGAGCAUGCCAACUGCUCCUGGUAUGAAUAUGAACCAGAUGCAGAUGCCGAUGGGGAGCAUGCCGCAGAUGAGUCAGAUGCCAAUGUCUUCAAUGACUGCCAUGUCCUAUCCGAUGCCGAUGCAGCCACAGCAGAUGGGCAUGAUGCCAUCGAUGGCACAGGGUGGUGGUCACCAGGGCAGCCAUAUGACAAUGUCGCCACUCUCAAUGCCAACCAUGUCGCAGAUACCACCUGGAGCCGUAACGCCAUUGGCCAGCACCACAAUGAUGCCCGUGAUGGGUGGCAUCGAUGGGGCCGGUAUGAAUGUUGUUGUGCCCGAUCUGCAGCCACUAUCGUCUAUGGCUCAAAUGGGUACAAAUAACCAAAUGUCGCCGAUGUCCCCAAUGCCACAAAUUCCACAAAUGCAGCAGCAACAGCAACAUGGUGGUAGAUUAACAGGCGGUUCAAGUGCGGGCACCGCUAAUUGGAUGAGUUACGGCAAUGCUGCCAACGGAUCUCAAAUGAUGCCCGGCAAUAUGUGGAACUAUACUCAAAACUAUUCGAACAUGCAGAGUAGUGUACCCCAGCCACAGCAGCAACAACCGCAACAACAGCGCAUGAAAUCACAGUACGAUUACGCCACUAACUCCAGCAGCUACAGGGAGGCUCGCAACGGUUUAAACUCCCCAUCGAUGCACGACUCUAUGAGGCUCUCAAGGAAUGGCAGUGAUGGAAAAAAAGUUCCACAUUGGCGUUAAAUUGAGUUCCACAAAUCUAAGAUUUGUUUUUGUUUCGCUCUUUUUUUCUUUGAAUCGUCCGAAUUACUUGUAAAUAAAAAAAUGAAUAAAAUUUCCAAAACUAAAUUUCAA